This is a messenger RNA of Arctia plantaginis, 819 nucleotides long. The record is from the annotation of a GenBank genome assembly. NCBI's taxonomy places the organism in Eukaryota, Metazoa, Arthropoda, Insecta, Lepidoptera, Erebidae.
AUGAAGUGUUUAGUGUUAAUGAUAAUAUCAUUUGUGCAUGUGGGUGUCUGCCACUUGAAUUGCCGCGGAGAAGUACCUCGAAUUCGAAACUGUGAUAAAGUGUGUGACGAAAAUAAUAUAUGCAAGAUAAGGGCUGCUCUGUUGCUGCCGAAAAAUACUAGUUUUGACGCCUGUUUACCUGCUGUCAGUCCAGUCCUUGACCUUGCAAUGGAAGAUCCAGUUAUAAAGAACACCUUCCCACCGUGGCUGUCCGUAGAAUGGCUGAAGCAUGACGUCGCGGAUUGCGAUGCGGCCUACGCAGUGAUAUCGGCCAUUGAUGCGUUUAAUGAUUGUGCGCAUGUGUUUUUUGGUCCUGCUUGUGACUUUGCACUCGCUUCCGUGGCAAGGAUUGCAAAGUUCUUGGGAAUGAACGGCACACCCAUGCUAACAACUGGCGGCUUUACCUUCGACUUCGUGAAGCCAAAGCAGACUUGUGAAGACGAGUUCUAUAUGCUCGUGAGGGCUGGACCGUUAGGUUUCAAAGACCUGGCGUAUUUCAUCAUAGACUUGAUGAGACACUUCAAGUGGCAGCAACUAUUGCUUAUCAACGAACCGGAGUCGCAGUUGCACGUCGCUGGCAAGUCAACCUGCCACCUCAUGAUGAAAUCCUUUGCCAACUUCCUGAAGGCUGAAGAAAUCAUUUAUACACCAUGGGACACGACAUCUGACGGUGGACUGAAUUACACGGAGAAUCUGAAGUUUUACCUCGGAUAUAAAUAUACAAAUUCGAAUGGGGGCGCGUCGCAAUUCUAUUUGAUACACAUGCUUAUAGACCAGUAG